Molecule: messenger RNA, 2649 nt
Organism: Jatropha curcas
Lineage: Eukaryota; Viridiplantae; Streptophyta; Magnoliopsida; Malpighiales; Euphorbiaceae
Product: ARM repeat superfamily protein
Molecular function (GO): protein binding
Source: RefSeq, a predicted model, not a curated record
CGACCCGAUAAAUAAAGCCACGCCUUAAAUCCAUCUUGCAUCUUCUAUAUUCUCUCUCUUUUUUUUUUAAAGAAAGAUUUUUUCUUUGUCUGAAUAGAAAUUUUGUUUGAUAAUUAGAAAUGGAAAGAUGGAGGGCGCGUUUAUCUCGGGGAAUGAGAUGCUGGAGAGUUUGCAAAUCAAACGAUGUCGUGCCUGUGGGGGAAACUUCUACUGAUCAAAAUGGUGGAGAGAAAGAAGGGGAGAUCGAGAAAAACCCUAGAGAUUUUGAUCGCGUUGAGGGUCCUCCUUUAGAUGAUUGUUGCCCAAUUUGUUUCGGUGCCUUCACUGUCCCUUGUAAAGCCAUUUGCGGUCACUGGUUUUGCGGCAGUUGCAUACUGCAGUAUUGGAAUUAUUCUGCAGCAUCUAAACCUUGCAAGUGUCCCAUGUGUGCUUCCAGCAUCACCAAGUUGACACCAGAGAUGUCAUUACAUAACCAGCAGGAUGAGGAAGUUAACAAAGUUCUGGUUAAUGUUGAUAGGUAUAACUGCCUUUUUGUUGGAGGGGCACGUGGUUUUGUUAGGAAAGUACGUGAGUCACCAUUAUUGAUCAAGAGGAUUUUCCAACAAAUGAUGGAUCCUGAUAGACCUGAUUCCUACCUUCAUGAAAUGCGCCUUUUUGCAAUGAUACUCAGUGUGUUGUAUGCUGCUACUCCAUUUAACUUCAUUCCUACAGGGGGUCUGGGAAUUGUUAGAUUGUUUGAUUAUGCUGCUAUUGCUCUUGUGCUUGUUCUACGUUUGGUUGGCAUCUACCACAGAAGACGACUCACCCAGCGUAGAGAGAUGGGCCCAAACAAGACUCUCCGUACGAUCUCGCAGGAUGCUUUUGACGAGCUAGUGAAGGAGAACAUAGAAGACCUCGGCAUGGAACCCAUCGAAGCCCUAGAAGACGCUAUCCAGACUCUCACUAUUCAAGGCGUCGAUCUCUCAGGGAUUGUGACGUGCGUUCCAGGAGAAGGUAGUGCAAAAGACAAUCCAAUUUUUCAGUGUUUGGAAAGAUUGAGGGAAUUGGAAUCUAUUUCAGAGGAUCAAAUUAGUAAUGAUCAUUUGGAUGAGAUAUUGAAGUUAUUUGAUAAGUUAAUAGAAUUGUGCAGUGUUGAAGGGUCUGGAAAUGCCGCUAUUGCUGUUAAAAAUGGUGGUAUUGAAUUGGUUUGCUCUUUUUGUUCCAAGAUCCCGGUUGAUUUCAAGCAGGUUCUUGUUUCGGCUUUGAAGAUAUUGGCAUUGUUUCUUUACGAUGUGCAAAGUACAGAAACAUUUCGGUCCAGUGGUGGACCAACAAUCUUGGCCAGCAUCUUAAAGAAUGGAAAUGAAAGUGUAGACAUUCUGGAUAGUGGUUUUACUGUUGUUGCUGUGGCUGCAACUGGCAAUGAGAUUCUGAAAGAGUCGUUCAUGGAAUUGAAAAUUGAUGAACUUAUUUUGCAAGUACUGAGUAGGCAGAGUACAGGAAACAUUCAGAGUUUAUAUGAUGCCAUUCGCGUCCUGUUAACUCCUGAUGAUAAUCGUGUUGUUGCUUCCCAAGUUUAUGGUUAUGCGCGAAGGUUUGCAAAGAUUGGAAUUGCAGGAGCUCUUGUGCAAUCAUUACAUGGAGGGCUUACAUCACCAAGUCUAGUUUCAGCAACCAUUGCUUUAAAGGCUGUUGCCGUCAAUGAUGAAAUAUGUAAAUCCAUUGCUGAAAGAGGUGGUAUUGAUGCAAUUCUCCAAUGUAUUGAUGACAGUGGUGAACAAGGCAACAAAGCCGUUGCUAGAACUUGUUGUUCAUUGUUGUCCAAGUUGGCAGGAAGUGACUCAAACAAGAGCGCCAUCAUAGAGAAGAGGGGUUUGGACAGGCUAAUCCGACUUUCAGCCAGAUUUUCUGAUGACCCUUCUGUCCUACAAGAGGUUAUGUCCAUCAUCACAGUACUCUCUCUAAGAUCCCCUGAUAAUGCAGCCCGUGCCAUUGAAGCUGGAGCUGGAGAGUUUGUCAUCCAAGCAAUGCAGAAGUUUCCUUCUGCACCACAAUUGCAGAGGAAUUCCUGCUUCAUGAUUCGAAAUCUUGUUGUUCGGAACCCAGAGAAUAGAACACUCUUGCUAAAUCAAGGGAUUGAGAAAAUUAUCAGGAGGGCUAGGGAAACCCAUGAAACCUGUAAGGAUGCUGCUACUGAUGCUUUGAGGGAUUUGGGCCUCUCUAACUACAGCUUAGACUCGCAUUUCGGCGGCAUGUAGUUUUUGGAAUUAAACAUACUUCCCCUCUUGUUUGAGUUUGUCGUGUGUAUUAGCCAUUGACAACACACUAGAACGCCCUUGUUGACGAUCCUUUAUGGACUGGAAGCAUUGGGAAGGUCAUUGCAGAAAAUAUGCAUUCGUCUCUCAGAUUGCGCAGAGUCCAAAAAUAUGUUCUUUUGACAGAAGAUUGAACACAAUUGAGUCCUAAAUAUCUUCUUUUGACAGAAAGCGAAUGAGCAUUCAUUGUAAGUUGAUCCUCAAUUUUCUAUUUGGAUUUAUGGAACUCGUGCUCCUGCUCCAACAUAAGAUUGUAUUUGUUGUAAGAUGCAAGUAUUUGAGGUUGAAAGUGGAAAUAUAUUUUUUCCUUGUAUAACCUGGUGUGAGCAUAUUAUGGUACAGACAAAUUAAUGUU